AAACAGCACAGCACGGCAUUAGAUAGAUAUACCAGACGAAGAAAUCGCUUUGAAAAAAUAUUCAAAAUAUUACUAAUUCUUUACCAUAACAAAGCAGUGAACAUAAACACAGCGUCUUCAAGUAAUAAGCAAAGGACAGUGACUCACGGUUGACAUUGAGUAUGAAACUGAUAAGUGAAAUGAAGAUAAACAGAAAGAGAUACACCAUGAAAUCAGUGCUGUGCCGCGAAUGAGUGAAUGAGUGAGUGAGUGAAACGAGGAACUAUGCAUCGCUCUGCCAGGCCGCUGCGGGAGGAUCUGGAUGAUCUCGAGGAUAAGAGCUGGAAGAGGAAGUCCUAUGCUUUGGCCCAGCACAAUGCCCUCCCCAUCCCUAUGCCCCAUCCUGUCUAUCCCCCACCAAUUGCAUGUCCCCCUCCUGCAGUGGUGAUCAGACCCUCCAGGCUCCGCUCAAGGCCUCCCGGCGCUGGAUACAGACACCCGGCGAGUUAUCAUCCGGCGAUCAGCCAGAAUUAUUACCAAAGACCACCGCCACCAAAUCGCCUCCCGACACUCUCCGAGACCAACCCAGGAACUCCAAACCAGCCUCUACCUCUCCGGAAAGCGCCGCCACCUCCUUUUCGUGAAGAUCCCCACACAGAGACUUACCCUCUAGAAUAUGGCGGUGUUCCUUCCUCCCAACCUGAGCUUAGCACCUUCAGAGCCCCGCCACCAGCAAGGCCCGUCAUCCAACCUGCCUCACAACAACGACAUGAUAUGCAUGCCUUGCCAUCCAGACCCCCUGAUAUCGACUCAUCCGCAAGAUCUUCCAACAUCCCGGUCCCAGUGGCAAGGUCUAGUCACAUCCCUACCCCAUCCUUCAGGCCUUCCAAUAUUCCUCAGCCGCAGAGUCGCAUUGAAGCCGUCACCACCCCGCCUUCAAGACCCUCCAUGAUUCCAGAACGUGAUGCACCAAUAUAUGAUACUGUCCAGCCCACAUUUAGCACCUUCGCUCCUCCUCUUCCUCCUUCUCCUCCAGUUGACUCUAUACUACCACCACCACCUACUAAUACAUUGCUUCUUCCUCAGCACAUACUUCAGUCUUCCCCAUCAUCCCCACUUAAACGUAAAAUUUCCCCUUCUCUCCCCAGCCCCACGUAUCUUUUCCCGCAGCACAAACUCCACACCUCUCCAUCACCACCUCCACCUGUACGGAAAAUGCCUCCGUCUACCCCAGUUAAACCUCCUACAUUACCAGAACCUACACUACCACCACCACCACCACCCAUUACCACACUCCCUCCACCUCAGCAGACACAAAGCUCCCAUUCAACACCACCACCUGUACAGAAAACUCCCCCAGCAGUGCCCAUUAAACCCCCUUCACUACCAGAACCUAUGCGAACUCCACCGCCACCACCACACACCACCCCACUUCCACCUCAGCCCACACUUCACUUUCCUACAUCAUCUCCACCAGUUGUACACAAAACGCCCCCAACACUGCCCAUUAAACCACCAUCUACAUCACCACAAAUACAACCAAAGGAACCUAGAACCGACAAGCCUCUGCCUUCACCACCGUCGCCAGCACAGAAGCUCCCUCAUAACAAAAAGGUGCCAGUGCCUCCGCGACCUAAAGAGGCUCCCCCAGGUAUACCAGCAUCCCCAGCUAAGAUGCCUGAAGUCACACCAGAGACCCAGGAUCGAAAAAAGCUGCUUCCAGGUGCAGAGUCAGAUACUACGCCACCUAAGGCUCCUGAAAUGCAUCCUCAGUGUUUGCACAAGCCAGUCAUUCCUUCAAAACCAGCAAGUCACAUUCUCCAGGCAGAUGAUGAUGGCCUUGCCUCCACACCAGCCAGUUCCGCAUCGGAACCAGGCGAGGAGCAAGAUACGUCAAGAAUACCUGCUGUCUCUCCCGACGAAUCACUUGGGGAGGAUUCUAAAAAGUUACAGCCUGUCGGGAGCACCUCUAAUCUAAAUUACUCUCCUGUGAAACCUAAGCCAAUUUCUAUGCAACCCGAUUCCCUUCCUGAGGAUUCUAGACCUACGCGUCAAGUUUCCAGGGUGCCAGAGUCCCCUAAGACUGAAUCCAGUUCCACCACAUCACCUACAGAGCUCAACUCCCCACACGAGGACUCAAGUUCCGCGCCUCAGGUUUCCAAGGUUUCUGACCAACAUGAGACCGAGUCUAGUGAGUCCAUUUCCAAUACAUCAUCCACAGAGGAUUCAAGUUCUGCGCCUCAGGUUUCUAAGGUGCCUGAGACUCUUACGGCAGAAUCCAGUCCCAUGACAUCGCCUCUGUCAGACAAGACAAACCCGCAGUCCGUUACUCGGGCGCCACAACACCUCCCACUAACGCCCUCAUCUCAGAGCCGCUCCUCCUCCGUCGCGUCCAUCGGCUGCCUACGCACCCCUCCAUCCAUCCGAGCAGCGCCCUCGUGGCAGCCCAUAUUCCUCCCGGCGCCCCUCACAAGGAGAUCCACUUCAGCGUCGAAUUCUGAGAGCUCCCUGUCACCUCGUUCCUCCAACGCCACGCCCCGCCCCAUCAUACCGCCUGACGAGUGCCAAAACAUCCUACCAACCCCGCCAUCCUCCCCCUCCCAGACACGUGUCGACAAUGUCACCCCAGCGUCUUCCAUCUCGUCGUUGCCUCACGGUCAUGGCCAAAGUCUUGCGGGCGAGGAGGAGGAUAUGCAGCACCAACCCGCCCCAGCAGAGGACGGCCCUGACACACCACGCUCCUCACCUCCCGACAUGACGCUCCACAACGCAGAGAAAGCAGAUAUGCCUGUGGUCAACAAUGUUUCACAGAUGGAAGGCAUAGCAGCCACUCCUUCCAAGCCUGUGCCUGCUACGGAAGCCUACCAAACCUACAAGACGAGAUUCUGGAUUCUGACAGUCUUUUCUUUCAUCUGUUUCUUACAGACCAUCGUGUGGGGAACGUUCGGACCCAUUGCUGAAUCAGCUCAGGCAGCCUUCCCAAGUUGGGAUGACUCCACCAUAGCAGCUUUCCCGAACUGGGGGCCGAUCAUCGUAGUUGUCUUUAUCAUCCCCAUGGUGUGGCUCUCGCAAAGACUAGGUUUGCAGAUAGCGAUGAUAGUGUGCGAGCUGUUCCUGACGUUGGGCACCAUGAUUCGCUGCUUCACUUCCAACGAAGCAGUAUUCACCGUGAUGUGCCACGUCAGUUCCGUCCUGUUCGCCUUCGCCGCUUGCUUCACACUCUCACUGCCUGCCAUGGUCGCUGCUACCUGGUUCCCGCCCAGUGAGCGGAUUACUGCGACAGCGGUGGGGACUCUCAUGUGCCAGCUUGGAGCCGCCGCCAUGUACCUUGGUGCGCUGGUGGUGAGGUACCCGAGCAGCAAAGUGGUCUCUAGUGAAGAGAGAGAGGCCAUACGCGGCGACAUCAUGGUGCUUAUGUACAUACAUUUCGGCGCCGCAUUGCUGUUGCUUCUGGCGGUGGCGAUCUACUUCCCAGCGAAGCCCCCAACCCCGCCAUCAGCAUCUUCAGAGGAGGAAAGGAUUGACUACUUCAAGGCUUUCAGGGUGAUAUUCAAGAAGCUGCAGAUGGCCAUGGUUUUGAUGGUGUUCGCCUUCUCCUUCGGCGUUCCUGUCGUCUGGAUCGCCGUCCUCAACCUUUCCCUCAAAGACAUCGGUAUCAAUCAGGAUAAGGCCAUGGGGGUAGCAGUGACCGCAGUGGUGUGCUCCAGCGUCACGGCUUUCAUCGCGGCCAGGAUCACAGAUAAGGUGUACGGGCACCUCAAAGUGACCGUCAUCACACUGCUUGCCAUCUCCUCCGUAUUCUUCCUUUGGUUCCUCCUACUGACCACCAAAGUCAUUUACCCGACCCUUGGCCAGGUAUAUGUGGCGGUGGCUGGCGGCCUGGGAUUCGAGUAUGCUACGGUGCCGCUACUGGUAGAACUGGCGGUGGAGAUCGGCUUCCCCAUCCCUGAAAGCGUCACUGGGGCCACACUCACCUUCGUGUUCAACAUUGUGUCUCUAGUCUUCCUGGGUCUCUUCCAGAUCCCCAAUGAAGCAGGUCACUUGUGGGUGAGCUGUGUGCUGCUGGCCUGCGUCUCCCUCUCCAUCAUCCCACUGAUCUUCGUCAAGGAGACCCACAAGAGAUCUGACACUGACAGAAAGUUUAUGUAGCAAA
Portunus trituberculatus (swimming crab) is the source of this 4132-nucleotide messenger RNA. Its product is annotated as mucin-2-like. The record is from RefSeq and is a predicted model, not a curated record. Gene Ontology annotation, cellular component: intracellular membrane-bounded organelle; membrane. Gene Ontology annotation, molecular function: transmembrane transporter activity. Gene Ontology annotation, biological process: transmembrane transport. The coding region runs from base 265 to 4128 and encodes 1287 amino acids. The transcript has 11 exons. NCBI's taxonomy places the organism in Eukaryota, Metazoa, Arthropoda, Malacostraca, Decapoda, Portunidae.